AAAACAAACGGGAGGCAAGUCCAGUUAUUUUUUAUUCCCGUUGAUGCGCAUCAGUUGUCCUACCUCGCCGUGCCACAUCGACGCCGCCGCUGUCCCUAGGCCGCUCCCUGCCUCGACGAGCAAAUGGCCCGCCGCCUUCUCCGUCGUAGCCUCAGCCACUCCUCCGCCGAGGACAUGGUCGUCUCCUCCAUCCGCCUCCUCUCCGCCCGUAACCCCAACGAAUCUGCUCCCCUUCCCAUUCCCCUCCAGCCCGUUAAACCCAAUCCUUGUCCAGGAGCCGCUCCUCCUACCACCCUCCUCCCGUCCCUCGCGGACCGCCUCCGCGUGGUCUUCCUCCACAAGCCCCCCGGUCGCGCAGCCCUCCACCGAGCUCUCUCCUCCACGGGCCUCGACGCCGCCCUCGCCCUCCACCCGGAGGCUCUCUCCAAUGUCGUCAACGCCGGCAACUUGAGCGGUGCUGCCACUGUCGACCUCUUUGACUGGGCCAUCUCCAACGCUAAGCUUCCCCCUUCCCUCCAUACCUGCAACACUGUCAUCAGGGCUUUGGGCAGGAGGAAAUUCUUCGCCUCCAUUGAGGAUGCCCUGGAGAUCAUGCGGAAAAAUGGCAUCUUUCCGGACCCAACCACACUGGAGAUCAUCAUCGAUAGUCUAGUUGCGUCCAGGCAGAUCAACAGGGCCGUCCAACUGCUCAAGAGCGACCAAUUUGGAUUUGGAUUUUGCCAAACUUGCCACAGAAAGGUGGCCUUCUCUGCCCUCAUCAACUGCCUCUGCCAGAGGUCACAUGUUGGCGUCGCCAGCUCGCUCUUGCAGGCCGCUCGUGGAGAUCAUUUGGAUCUUGAUAAACAUGUGUACAAUGACGUGAUUGGUGGUUGGGCGAGGUUUGGGAGGGUUGAUAAGCUGGAGCAUUUCUGGGCAAUGAUGCUAGAGGAUGGGCUAGCGCCAGAUGAGGUUUCACAUUGCCAUCUCAUUGAGGCAUUGGGGAGAGCAGGGCAGCCUGAGGAGGGACUCAAGGUGUUCGAGAAGAUGGUGCAUGAGGGAUAUGGUCCAACUACGACGGCCUACAAUGCACUCAUUUUCAAUUUUAUCUCAUCGGGGGAUUUGGAUAGAUGCAUCAAGUAUUACAAGGAUAUGGUGGACAAGAAUUGUCCUCCAAACAGUGCCACAUACUGCAAGAUGAUUAGAGCCCUUUUGAGAGCACGCAGGGUGGCUGAUGCACUGCAAAUGUUUGGUGAUAUGUUUACUCGAGGAGUUCUGCCAAAUACUGGGGAUAUUACGUUAUUCAUCGAGCCACUUUGUACAUAUGGCCCUCCUCAUGCUGCUUUGAUGAUCUACAGAAAGAGUAGGAAGGCUGGAUGUACAAUAUCCUUGAAAGCAUAUAAGCUUUUGCUUGCAAGGCUUGCCAGGUUUGGGAAAAGUGGGAUAGUAUUGAAGAUUUGGGAGGAGAUGCAAGAGAGUGGACAUCCAUCGGAUAAGGAAAUUUAUGAGUUCAUUGUAAAUGGGCUUUGCAAUGUGGGUAAGCUUGAUGCUGCUGUUUCCGUGGUAGAGGAAUCACUUAUGAAAGGCAUCUGUCUAGGCAGAGUUGUUUAUAGCAAACUGAAUAACAGGCUGUUGGAGAUGGACAAAGUAGAGACUGCAUACAAUUUGUCAAAGAAAAUCAAAGUUGGACGCACACUUGCCAACUCACGCAACUAUUGUCGUGCUAAUGGUUGGCAUUUGUGAACACACCUAAUUGCUGAUUCUAAUAGUAUAUGAUGAGGUUUUAAUGGUAAGCAAUGUGGUACGGCAGGUACUUCACAUUUGAUUCUUGAUAUGCCUUGGCUUGCAUUCUUCACCACAUAUGCCCUUUUGAUGCUGUCCUGGGCUGAAAUUUAUUAUAAGGCGCGUUCAAUGUCGACUGAUGGGCUCAGGCCAACUUUCUAUUGGAUCAAUGGGGUGGCUUAUGCAAUUCAGGACAUGCUGUGUAAAAUUUCCCCUACAUGAUAUUUAGAAUUAAGUUAAUGAGCUGAUGCGUGAAACUUUUCACUUAUAACUGAUUGGGAAAAUGCAUGAUUUAAAAAAAAUCAUGUUAUGCUUGCGUGCAUACCUGGAAAUUUAUUGGGAUUAUGACUUAAUACAUCAUAGCUUAUAGCU
Brachypodium distachyon (stiff brome) is the source of this 2130-nucleotide messenger RNA. Its product is annotated as putative pentatricopeptide repeat-containing protein At5g43820. Gene Ontology annotation, molecular function: protein binding. The transcript is spliced from 3 exons. NCBI's taxonomy places the organism in Eukaryota, Viridiplantae, Streptophyta, Magnoliopsida, Poales, Poaceae. The record is from RefSeq and is a predicted model, not a curated record. Bases 124 to 1719 code for a protein of 531 amino acids.